Pseudogymnoascus verrucosus is the source of this 1632-nucleotide messenger RNA. RefSeq lists its product as uncharacterized. Bases 219 to 1514 code for a protein of 431 amino acids. The record is from RefSeq and is a predicted model, not a curated record. NCBI's taxonomy places the organism in Eukaryota, Fungi, Ascomycota, Leotiomycetes, Thelebolales, Thelebolaceae. The transcript is spliced from 2 exons.
CUAAAAUAAGAGGCAAAGCCCUGUGUGCCUCCAGCGCUUCCUGUAGCGCUUCAGACUCCUUACUUCAUGCCGCCAGCGUCUCAGAUAGCCACGUUCUGCCUAUCACCUUGCGCUUGUUAGGCGCCUCUAGGAUCCGCGGAUCUUCAAUGCCUAGAUCAUUCCAUGCGUUCCUCCUCCGCUACACCAAUAGAGCCCAGUUAUUAUUCUAAACCGGAACCAUGGAGAGCUUCCAGCCCUGGAUGGACGCCCCCACCCCGCAAAAUGAAGCUUCAAGCCACUCUUUCGUUGAGCCUCUCCCAAUGCCAUUGAACGGCUCAGUGGGAGAAGAUUCCGACGAAUGGGAAUACGAGUAUUCGACCACUGAAACCGAAACAUUCUAUCUCACGCUCGACCUCACAACUCCAUCCAUACCGACUUCUCGCCCUCGAGCCAACCCUCUCCCCAGUGGCCGUGCAAGCACCAAGACCAAAUGGAUAAACCCCGGCCUCGGCCGUCAUAAGCGCCAACUCGGGCACGCACCCACAAUAUCCCUCGGGGACAAAGACAAAGACAAAGAGGGCGAAGACACCGUCCCCGUCGAGUCCGCCGACGAAGAGCCCCAAAGUCCCACCAACGACACUCCCCGGAACGAUGAAAACGAGCCCGAGAGCAACGGGCCUGCAGAGCAAAAAAUCCAGAUCCUACACCUCGAGUCUGACAACCCGCUCAUCUCAUACCGCGAUCAUACCUUCACAUGCCGCUGGACCAAAAAUAUUGGCAGCGAGCUUCUCUUCACUCCCGACGAUGACACAGAUGACCCUCUCCCAGCCCUGCGCCAUCUACCCGGCGGCGUCGCCCUCCUCGCCUCCUGCUCCGCCCGCCUAACCUCCGCCACCGCAACCGUCGUCCCGGUCACACACGCAACGCCCCUCUCGCUCGCUCCCUACGAGGAAGGACCCCUCGUGGAAUCCGUCUCCGUCGCUGCCUCCACCGAACGACGCAACCAAGCCCGCUUCCUGGAGCGACUGAUGGGGAUCAAAGAGCGCAAAGCGGAAGACGACGAGGUCACAGUCGUGGCAUACAAGCGCACCAAGUUUCACGGCUGGAUCGAGAUAAUCCGCAAGCGGAUUGAGGACGAGCGCGCUACGAUACGAGAGGGAUUGAGUGGCGCGACGCCCGAGGAGGCGGAAGUGGCGAGGAGGCGGCUGGCGGAGCUGGAUGAGCAGGAGCUGAGGAUUCCGACGGAUGCGCCGGUGGACGAAGACGAUGAUGAUGAGCCUGCUGCGCGGCCGGUGAGGCGCAAGAAAAAGAGGAAGGAGAUGCUGACGGUGACUGAGGAGAAGGGGACGACGAUGCGGUUGAAGCCGAGGGGGGUCAGGAGGAGGCCGAGGAGGGAUUGGAAGAGGUAUAAUUUGGAUGGGACGGCGGCGGCGAGGAAUGCAGAGGUUAAUUGGCAGGGCGUGCAUACGCAGGAGGCGGGGGAGGCAUCUGGUGCGUAUGACGGUACGGACCAGAGAGGAGAGGUGGCGGAGUGAAACGCGUGGAAAAGACACUGUGGAGAAGACUCCCUAGGUGGGGAUUUGGGGCCUUAGGUAUAUUUUUAAGCAAGUACCUUAGAUAAUUAUAGCUAUGGUAAUUAAGAGCCUGUAUUUC